This is a messenger RNA of Penicillium malachiteum, 321 nucleotides long. RefSeq lists its product as uncharacterized. Lineage: Eukaryota; Fungi; Ascomycota; Eurotiomycetes; Eurotiales; Aspergillaceae. The record is from RefSeq and is a predicted model, not a curated record. The transcript has a single exon. Bases 1 to 321 code for a protein of 106 amino acids.
AUGGAGGUACUCGCAACUGUUGCCACUAUCCUCGAGAUUGUUGAACUUGGGACAACAGCAUCACGCAAACUUUCCUCUUUUUAUCGCGCGGCCAAAGCUGCGAAUGAGUCUAUGAAGGGCCUCUCCAGCGAAGUGACUCUCAUAUGUACUAUUUUGAAGGAGCUCGCCAAGAUCCUGGAACAAGAUAAGGAUUUGAAAACCGCAUCAAAGAGCGCCUUUGAAACAGUCGAAAAAGUCAUCGAAGAAAGCAAAUUAGUUUUUGAGUCGAGAGGCAAGAACGAGAAGCCGAACAAAGUCGACUGCGCCGUACAGCAUACAUGA